Molecule: messenger RNA, 2266 nt
Organism: Tripterygium wilfordii
Lineage: Eukaryota; Viridiplantae; Streptophyta; Magnoliopsida; Celastrales; Celastraceae
Product: subtilisin-like protease SBT2.4
Exons: 7
Coding region: 28-2208 (726 amino acids)
Biological process (GO): proteolysis
Molecular function (GO): serine-type endopeptidase activity
Source: RefSeq, a predicted model, not a curated record
AAACUCAAAAAUGCCGCUGGAGUGAGGAUGGUGGAGAGAGACAGAGGAACAAAGCUGAUGACAACAUACACUCCUCAAUAUCUAGGGUUACCUAAAGGAGUGUGGAGUCAAGAAGGUGGAGUUAGAAAUGCAGGUGAAGGGAUUGUGAUUGGUUUCGUCGAUACCGGCAUUGAUCCUCUCCAUCCUAGCUUUGCUUAUGAUCCUUUGGAUCCUUACAAGUCUAAGUUUUCUGGUGUAUGUGAGACUGGCCCUCGGUUUCCUUCAAGUUCUUGCAAUGGAAAGAUUGUCUCCGCUAGGUUUUUCUCUGCCGGUGCUCAAGCUGUUGCUGCCUUGAAUUCUUCAGUUGACUUACUCUCCCCUUUUGAUGCAAGUGGACAUGGCAGUCAUGUGACCUCCAUCGCAGCUGGAAAUGCUGGAGUGCCGGUUAUUGUGGAUGGCUUCUUUUAUGGGCACGCCUGUGGGAUGGCGCCACGUGCGCGAAUUGCUGUUUAUAAAGCCAUCUAUCCAACAGUUGGAACUAUAACAGAUUUGGUUUCUGCCAUUGAUCAAGUAAUUUACCACAAGUUCCCAAGUGUUUGUUCUUUCAAUGUUCUAUCAAGAAUUGAAAUUGAGAUUGAUUUCGAACAGGCGUUGCUAGAUGGAGUGGACAUCUUAACACUCUCAAUUGGACCAGAUGAACCACCAGAAGACACUCUCACUUUCUUAAGCGUGUUUGAUGUUUUCAUGUUGUUUGCGCGGCGAGCUGGAGUUCAUGUGGUUCAAGCAGCUGGUAAUCAGGGACCAGCACCUUCAACUGUCACUUCUUACAGUCCUUGGACUGUCGGUGUAGCUGCCUGCACCACCGACAGAAGGUACCCUCGUACGCUGCUUCUUGGCAAUGGUAUCAGAGUUGAAGGUGUGGGAUUAUCAGGACCAACUUUUGGAGGUGGGUUGUUUCUGCAUGAACUGGUUUUGGCUAAGGAUGCAGUGAGACCAAAUGGGUCAUACCCAAAAACCCCUCAGUAUAUAGAAGAAUGCCAAUACCCAGAAGCAUUGAAUCCCAACAUAGUCAGAGGAAGUAUUGUCAUCUGCAUCUUCUCAGAAGGUUUCUACAAUGGGACAUCUACUCUUGCUGCCAUUAUUUCCACAGCAAAAACUCUGGGAUUCAUGGGUUUUAUCUUACUUGCAAACCCAAUUUACGGCGACUUCAUUGCAGAACCCAUUCCUUAUUCUCUUCCUGGCAUAUUAAUCCCAAAAGUUGCUAAUGCACAGAUUGUAUCCGAGUACUAUGAAGAACAAACAAGCAGCAAAGAAGGCACUGCAACUGUGACAAGAUUUAAGGCAAGAGCAGCUAUAGAGGAGGGUAGAGUAGCAUCUUUUGCAGGGCCAUCACCUAUUGUCAGCAGGUUCUCUUCCAGGGGACCUGAUUUUCAGGACUAUAGAAGGCAACCCACAGAUGUACUCAAGCCAGAUAUUCUCGCUCCGGGGCACCAGAUAUGGGCAGCUUGGAGUCCUAUUAGUGCCUUGGAUCCUUUACUAACAGGAUACAAUUUUGCACUCUUGUCUGGUACAAGCAUGGCAGCACCACAUGUUGUGGGAGUUGCAGCACUAGUCAAGCAAUAUAAUCCUUCAUGGACUCCAUCCAUGAUCACAUCAGCAAUCUCCACCACAGCAACUAAGUACGAUGAUUAUGGAGAGGCUAUAAUGGCAGAAGGAUAUGAGGUUAAUAGCCUGCAUACCUCAACACACUUUGAUUUGGGUGCUGGCCUUAUCCAGCCAUCCCGCGCCAUUGAUCCUGGCCUUGUCCUAUCAUCAGAAUAUGAAGACUACUUGGGGUUCUUGUGUUCUUUACCGGACGUCGAUCCAAGUGAAAUCAAAGUUGCUACUGGAUCCUGGUGCUUUCACUCAAUUGGCCAUCCAGCAAACCUGAACCAACCUUCAAUUACAAUAACAGAUUUAUCAGGUUUCCAAGUAGUUAGGAGGAGUGUAAGGAAUGUAGGUAGCAAGCCAGAAACUUACUUGUGUUCAGUUCUACCACCAAAUGGCACAAUGGUCAACUUGGUUCCUUCUUGGUUCCCGGUGGCUCCGCUGGCAACACAGGACCUGGAAAUACAUUUCAAUGUGACACAAGCCAUGAGUCAAUUCACUUUUGGGGAAAUUGUUUUAACUGGUAGUCUGAAUCACAUUGUGAGAAUCCCCUUGUCAGUUUUGCCUCUUUCACUAAUAUGAAACUGUAAGCUUUGAUACACGUACGCCACUGUUAUUAUACGCGUUCUUGGAUUCUCUG